AUGUCUUCCGAAGGUUCGACGCGGGAUGUCGAGACCCAGUCCAGAUCCGUGUCCUCUUGGCUUCGUCCUCAUGACAGGGCUAUAUCGAAAGAAGAAAAAGGAAAUGAAAGUUCUGGAGAUUCUGGCAACUCCGUAGCCGGUCUAUUUAAGUCGAGAACGGACGCCGCCAAACCGAAUUCUUUCGAGCUUCUUGAAGUGAAAAGCGAGCCAAAUGAGUUCGAAACGGCUGUGCACACUGAGGCUUACAAACAGGUCUUUGGCUUAGCCGGACCAUCUCAGCCAGGCAAGAAGAAACGCCGAGUCAAAAAGAGCGUUCCCGAUCCGCCUGGUUCGACCCUUUCGACCGAGGACUCUCUUCACGAUUUGAGGGAGAGCUGCCACUUUUCUGAAGAUAUUGAAAUAUUGGUACCAUCUUCUUACUGUCGAGCUGAUGAGCCUCCAGAAGGAUUUUUUACAGUGUACGAGAGCUACUUCCACGAUUGCUUUCUAUGGUUUCCAAUCCCGUACGUUAUUUUGGAGUUUUUGAAGGAGCUUGAGCUAUCUAUUUCCCAGAUCACUCCUCGAGGAAUUCGUCAUAUGGUUGGAAUUCUUGUUCGCGGCUAUGAGUGCGAUGAGGACAUUAGUGCCUACCAUUUGUUGAACCUUCUGGAAUUCAGACAAUCCUCCCCGAAAAACAAAUUUGUCUAUUACGCGUCGAACAAGAAGGAUCGUCGCAUCAUUAGGGGAUUUCCAAGCAAAGAUCGACAAUGGAUUGAUUUUUUUUUCUAUGUACCGAUUUGCGAGGCGAUAUUAGGCAAUGGUAUCGAGCUAAUUAAGACGAGCUGGCAACGAAUGGGUAGCCGACCUGUUGCCCGUUUUUGGCCCGGCUCGUCGAGUUUUUCGUGCCGAUGA
Arabis nemorensis is the source of this 891-nucleotide messenger RNA. The record is from the annotation of a GenBank genome assembly. Lineage: Eukaryota; Viridiplantae; Streptophyta; Magnoliopsida; Brassicales; Brassicaceae.